This is a messenger RNA of Symbiodinium natans, 588 nucleotides long. NCBI's taxonomy places the organism in Eukaryota, Dinophyceae, Suessiales, Symbiodiniaceae. The record is from the annotation of a GenBank genome assembly.
AUGGGAUGUGGCGCCUCGGCUUCCGAGACAAAGGGCUCGGAUGCCGUGGUGCCUUCAACAAGUCCUCCAUCCGCUCCAGCGACUCCAGCUCCAGCGCCUACAUCGCGCUUUUCCUGUGCCAUGUUCUCACUGGACUUGGGGAGUGAGUAUGAAGCACAGAUGCGAGAGGUGUACGAGAUCUUAAAGGAGCAAGGCUGUGAUGUGCUCAUUAGGGAUGCAGCUGACGAUGGGGAGAUGAUAGAGAAGCGGUUGAGCAAGAUCAAGGAGGAAGAAGGCGUUCUGCUGGCUGUGUGCACCAGCAACUAUGCAGCGUUCGAUGGUAGACCCCACAACACAUAUUUCGAGCUGGACUUUGCCUAUGAGAACAAGGUCUGUGUCUGGCCCCUCAGGGUCGAAAACAUCUAUCCGCCAAUUCCUGCAUGGGGCACCGGACGAAAUUCCAGAGACCCAUCAGGAAAUGGACCUGCCAUCAUCGCCAUUGCCAUUGGCCCUAAGAGUGAUGGUGUGAAAAUGAAAUGUCUGGACUGUCGUAGCCAGACUGCCGAAGAAAUCGCAGCAGCCAUCAGCAAGAAUCUGAAGCGCGAGUGA